This is a messenger RNA of Angiostrongylus costaricensis, 1611 nucleotides long. NCBI's taxonomy places the organism in Eukaryota, Metazoa, Nematoda, Chromadorea, Rhabditida, Metastrongylidae. The record is from the annotation of a GenBank genome assembly.
AUGCCAAGAAUAAAAAAUGACAUCAAAAUUAUGAACCAGAGUACAUCUCAAGUUGGUGAAUUGGCGGAUGCCAUGCUGCUCUAUGCUAAUGCAUUGAAUCGCUCGUUAGAAGCCGGAUUAUCGAAUCCUACUGGCAGAGAACUGGUGAAAUUCGCAAAAGGAAGUUUCGAAGGUUUCUUCGGCACCGUAACCAUCAACGAACGUUUAACUCAAAAUUCUGUGUUCUUGGUUUAUGGACUAGACUCUAAUGAUAAAGAAAUUAUACUAAUGAGAAUCGCCGAACAACUUUUGAAUUCGAGUGCAUCACUAAUUCAAGACCUCCAGCCGACGUCGGUGAUUUGGACAAAUCAUGGUGGCUCUCCUCCACUGAAUCGACCACUGUGCGACUAUGACGGGAGCGCCUGUCCGCCGUCGUUCACUGAGAAGUACUUGGCCAUAACACUUGUCGCCACCAUCGUGCCAGUCGUUGUCGCUGUCGUUGCAGUCCUCUUACUUUCAAGAUUUCGGAAGCUUAAAGAGGAUCGCCUCAACGAGCUUUGGAAAGUUCCUUUCAAGACUCUGGAGAAACGGAACGCCAAGGACACUAAUCGCCAUUUUUUCUGUCUGCUCGGCGAGGAUUCAGUGACAGCGCGCCGGCACACUAUAAAGCUGUUGUUGACCAAAGCGGAUUGUGCGCUGCUCAGAAAGGAUGUGAUCGAAAAAUGUGCAGUGCGAAUGGACUGGUUUUUUAAAUAUUCCCUCAUGCGUGAUAUUUGUGAGGCUAUCUACUUCCUUCAUCAUUCGUCAUUCGGAGCCCACGGUUGGCUGAGUUCUAAAAGCUGCUUGGUCGACGAAAGAUGGAAGGUUAAAAUCACUUUUUUCGGCUUAGACUCUAUUAAAAUGAAAGAAGUUAGGAAACGUUCAGAAUUGAUACAUAAGCUGAAGCGCGGUGGUCGAUCGCCAAUCAGACCGCUAUUAAACACGGAGGGCGACAACAACCCAAGUAUGGUGGUGCUGGUGAAGGACUGCUGGAACGAAGAGCCUGAUCAGAGACCGUCCUGUGACCAAGUGAAAUCGUUUAUGAAAGGCUUGAGCGACAAGGAGAAUGUGAUUGGCUUCCUGAACGAUCUCUACACUUUGUUCGACGCAAUCAUUGAGGAACAUGAUAUCUACAAGGUGGAGACGAUCGGCGACGGUUAUCUUUGCGCCUCGGGUUUACCUCAACGUAAUGGUAACGAACAUGCGAAGGAAAUCGCCGAUAUGUCGUUCGAACUGCUACGAGCCAUCAAGGAAUUUCGCAUUCCACAUCUACCUAAUGAAAGAGUCAACAUUCGUGUUGGAAUUCAUACAGGACCAGUAGUGACCGGAGUAGUGGGUAUUACCAUGCCUCGAUACUGUCUUUUCGGUGACACUGUUAACACCGCCAGUCGCAUGGAGAGCAAUGGGAAACGUAAACAACAUUCUUCUUCAACCGGUCGAAUUCAUAUUUCCACGGAUACUAUGAAGUUUUUGACCGAAGUGUUUGGUGGCUAUAAGACAGAGCCACGAGGAGAAGUAAUAGUUAAAGGCAAGGGAACUGUGGAAACUCAUUGGUUACUCACACCUGAGGAACAACAUCAAUCUAACAGCUGA